Molecule: messenger RNA, 2571 nt
Organism: Pieris rapae (cabbage white)
Lineage: Eukaryota; Metazoa; Arthropoda; Insecta; Lepidoptera; Pieridae
Gene: Phyhd1
Product: phytanoyl-CoA dioxygenase domain-containing protein 1
Exons: 6
Coding region: 215-1072 (285 amino acids)
Source: RefSeq, a predicted model, not a curated record
GAAUAUAAGUCGAUGCGUGGUAUACAUGGCUAUUCUAAAACCCGUUGCUCAUUUAAAUUCACGUAAGAACACAGCUUUGUAAGCGUCAUAAGUGUUAUCGAUGUUUAGGAAUGUGGUCUCACUAGUAUUCAUUCCAUCGCGCUUCAGUUUGAUAUCCGCACGCUUUGUGAGUAGCUGAACCUGUGAUCUCCACAUUAGUCUGGAUAAUUCUAAAAUGCACGAGACAAUUCGUAAUCAGUUGGAGCGAGAUGGGUUUGCCGUGUUGGAGGAUUUUCUACGACCAGCGGAAUGCGACGAGCUGGUUGCAGCUGGCAUUGAACUUACAAAACAAAUCCAAGAUGGUGCCCAUAGAACGGUGUUUUCAGCAAGUUCGUUCAAUCCCGCAUCAAAGGAUAAAUAUUUUCUAGAGAGCAGUGAUAAAAUAAGAUUUUUCUUUGAAACAAACGCUCUGGAUGAGAACGGUGAACUGAAAGUGGACCCUAGCAUUGCCCUCAAUAAGGUCGGGCACGGUCUACACCUCCUGCAUCCAAUCUUCAGAUGUUACACAUACAGCGAUCGGGUCAAGGCCGUUUGUCGACAACUAGGCUUCAUAGAACCAGCUGUCGUACAGAGCAUGUACAUUUACAAAAAUCCCGGGAUCGGUGGAGAAGUGAAGCCUCAUCAGGACAUUACAUAUCUACACACUGAUCCUGUUGCACCUAUUGGAUUUUGGAUUGCUUUACAAGAUGCGACAAUCCAAAAUGGUUGUCUUUGGAUUUCUCCGGGAUCUCACAAAUCAGGUGUACAUAGGAGAAUGACGAUAACAGAAGAUGGGACCCUGGAAUAUGACCGACCAGCUCCAAUAUACCCACAAUCCAGUUUUACGCCAGUACCUGUCAGUAAAGGCACCUGCAUAUUACUGCAUGGUAAUGUGGUCCACAAGAGCGCACACAAUAGUUCGGAUAAGAGUCGGCACGCCUACACGUUUCAUAUCAUUGAGAGAAAAGACAACAACUUCUCACAAGAUAAUUGGCUUCAAGAGGGCAAGGAGGCACCGUUCGUAAAUAUUUACACAACUUCGCAGAUAGAAUAAUGAAUAUACUAUUUUCGACAUGAUACAUUUUGAUUCUUAUGAUUAUAAUUUAUAUUUGGGUUGAACGUAGAAAAAUAUCUGAGGACAUCUUACAUGACAUUAUUAACGUUUAGUUACGACCGAUUAUAGUUUUGCUUAUAGCACAUUCCUUACGAUGCUUUCCUACACUGUUUGAGCAAGUGUGAAUUACGCAUAUAGAAAAAAAAAAGUUGGUAUAGCCGGUGUCUGAACAAACCUCAGCUUUCCUUAGCAACUUUUCUGAGUCCAUAACCAAUUCAUCUCGCCAUGACUCAUAGAGAUUAAGUAAGGUGUAAUGAUACUCCUGAACGUGCAACGAGGAAUUAAUUUAUGCUUCGAGUAGACGAUUAUGAGUUACUUGUGAAAUGUACUCAUUAUUUUUUAAUCAUAUGGAGAACAAAAAAAGCAUAAGCGUCGACGUUACUGACAUUUUAGUUGACGUCGAUUUAUACCUUUUUAAAAAAAUACUACGUAUAGCUUCGUUCGUCUGAAUCGUAAGGGAGGUAAAUGUCUACAUCUUGUAACGAUUACGAUGGAGUUUGGAAUAUGAAAGAGGGUUCUAGAAAGUUAUUCAAUCAUAAAGUAUUAGAGGUUGGUAAACGUUGUUUAAUAGUUUUAUUAUGCGACGGUUUAGAGGGCGAUGUUAAACCGAUUUUUCAUGUAUUCCUAUUAUUUGCCAAGUUGCAUGGAAAAUUACUUUGAAAUCUACAUCAUACUCCAUCACGACAGUUAAGUGUUGGUUAAUAUUGAAGAUUUUAAAUAUGCUUUACUAUUUACCCUUACUUUUUCUCAAAGUCUAUUUAAAUAUAGAUCGGAUUAAUUUCACUUGUUGUAAUAGGACUUUAUUAGUAUUUUAGUAACUGAGUUAUAUCCCGUGAAUCUUAUUAACUUCUUGCAUAAGUUUUCUUAUUAAACUCAACUUAUCAUAUAAUAAGUUUUCUUCGAUGCAACCUUUAGAUGCUUAUUCCUGGAAAAUAGUGUUCGCUGAAUCGAAAUAAGGAUUUGCGUCGUAGAUUUUUAACGUGAUGUAAGUCGCAUUUGCUCACUUGUUAGUUUUUAUAAAUAUCCAAUAUAAAUAUAGGUAUGGAAAUACAUUUGUAUUUAGUAAUACUCAGAGUGGUUCAUUUAAUUAUCUAUAGGAUUUAAUUAGAUUUUACAUCAAAAACUGUGCAUAAAAGAUUUAAAUCAAAUGUUUAGUUAACUAAUUCGUUUCCAUGGCAGCGAAUACUUUUAAUGAACGACUCUGAGUCAGAAACUAAGUUCUGGUGUAAAUCCGAUGGUAAUUCGCGCUACCAUAUAUUAUUUAUUAAUAUUUUUCAUUAUCUUUUGUUAGAGACCUCAGUCCUUUUGAUGAGAUUAAUCAAAAACCUGAUAAACCUGUGUCAGCUUGAUGUAAGUUAUUUGAUUAAGGUUUAAAAAUAUCAUACCCGCUAUUAGCGAUUACACUUGUGAUAUUUUUUAAUAAAGAUUCUUAUUUUGUC